UUGGUGAGAGCCCACUGCAAUCCUGUUCCUUACAUCGUUAGUUUGCUAGAGGAGUGCACGGUGGGGAAUGAUGCCCGACAGAGCCUCUGUAUCCACAGGCGACCCAGCUCAUCCUGUUGCCGACAGUCACCGUUAUUGCAAGAUUCUGGCUGAUCAGACGGAGAUGAGCAGGCUCAGUUUGCCGGGAAACAUGCGUCGAGGAGGCUCAGACACCAACCUGAACCUUACAGUGACUGAUGGCUUGCUGGACUUCCAACGGGACCGACAGACAGUGGAGCAGCUGAAACAGAAGAUUCUGAAACUCACCGAGCAGUUGCGGAUCGAGCAGGAGCUCCGGGACGCGAAUGUGGCCGAGUAUCUCAAACUGGUGAACAACGCUGACAAGCAGCAGGCCCGCCGCGUUAAGCAGGUCUUUGAGAAGAAGAACCUUAAGUCCGCCCAGGUCAUUGCUGGGCUGCAGAAAAAGUUUGACCAUUAUCACCGCAAGCUGAGGGACAUGGAGCAGAAUGGCUCGCGCAAUUCCAAGGAACGGCUCCGGGACUCUCAGCACAACGUGAGGGACGUGGGCAAUGCCAAGCAAGGGGCUGCGGGGGGUCCAGGCACAGAAAGCAGGAAGAGCCUUCCGGGUGUCACUCUGACCCCCCCAUCCUCCGUCUUCAGCAAGCCGCGCGAGAUUGCCAUCCUGAUCCGCAACAAGUUUGGCAGCGCUGACAAUAUUGCUCACAUGAAGAGCUCCAUGGAUGACUUCCAGCAGGACCCUGGACCCAGGGCCUUCAGCGGGAGUGCCGUGCUGGUGUCCAAACCCAAGUACCUGAGUGACGACGAGUGCUCCAGUGGCAGUGACUUCGCAGAUAGCAAUGGCAACUCCGAUUUUGGGGUCACCACCAGCCCAAAGUCCAACUCAUUGGAGAGAGAGACAGGCAAGUUGGCCACCAUCUUGGACGAGCUCCGGGAAAUGAAGGAAACGCAAUCGCAGCUAUCACAGGACAUUGAGAAUUUAAAAGUUCAGUUCAACAGCGACUUCAGCCUCAUGACCCAAACAUUACAAGAAGAGCACUACAGGUCGGCCCGUCUGGAAGAUCAACUGAAUGACCUCACAGAACUCCAUCAACAUGAGACCAUUGAUCUAAAACAGGAGCUGGCCAGCAUAGAGGAAAAGGUGGCCUAUCAAUCCUACGAGCGAGCCCGUGACAUGCAGGAAGCCUUGGAAUCAUGCCAGACCCGGCUUGCCACCUUGGAAUUACAUCAACAACAGCAGCAAUUGUUACAGAUUGAAAAUGCCAACGCUAAGGUUCUUCUUGGAAAAUGUAUCAACAUCUUUCUGGCCAUCAUGACUGUUAUCCUUGUUUGCAUCUCCACCAUCGCCAAGUUCAGCAUCCCUCUGAUGAGGAGCCGUUUACAUGUCGCUUGUACAAUCUCUGCCGUCAUAGUUGCGAUCAUCGUUUGGAAAAAAUGGGAUCAGAUUCAGAGUCUCACAGACCGUAUUUUAUAAAUUCACUGUGAAAUGGGAAUGCUUAUCAUGGAUCAUUUUAAUUAUUAAAAUAUGACUUUUAAACAAUGAAAUAUACAAGACAGAAAAUAUUUGUAUUAUUACCUCGAUAUUAGAGUAGAAACACAACGUUUCUCACACAGCACUUUACUCAAUAUGUCCACUGAUAACUUGAGACAAGAUCAGCUCCAGCAUCUGUAGCUAUCAAAGGUCCUCAUCAUGUGUUAGCCUUUGACCAGAUGGUGUGUUCAGAUUCUGACACUUGAACUGAUACUUUGGAUAAAAGAGUGAUCAGCCAUGAUCUGGACGGGUCCCUGGUUUCUGAUCACACAUUACUUUAUGAACCAGCUGAUGAAAUAUCACGUGGGAUGAGGAGUGUUGUGGUUUGCUUUACUGGGAAGUUGACACCUGAUAUCUUCCUGAGCUGCACUGCUGAAAGGAACUAGGUGAAGAUGUAUCUGUGGAAGAGGAGGCAAAGACUGACUUGUGCUCAGCAAUGUGUGUAAUUGACAUUACAUCACUAACCUUAUGUUUCUGUUGACUAGGACAUGGUGAACUAUUUGUGAAACCUGUUCUGAAAACUGAAUAUUUGAGCUUCAAGACUGAGGCAAAAUGUAUUGAAUCCAUAAUUAUGCUCUAACCUGCCUCAACAGGAGAAAGUGAAUUAAUUAAUUCAUUCUGGUUGCAGUGAGGUGGGUGGAGGAUUGUCAGGUGUAAAUACACUUGUCUUAAAGAGAACUCUUUUAAAUACACUGUAGAAUAGCUAUUUUUAUAUACCUCAUAACUGCACAUUUAUCAAUAUUUCUUUUUCACAGGUUAUCACUCAGGUUGUCACGUUUCUUUUUAUGUAUUCACUGACAAAAUGCACUUAUCUGCACCCAGAACUCUAGGAUCAGGAUUGGUAACUUGUUUAAAUAUAACCAUCUCUAACAGCAGUAAAAUUACAUGGCAUUGGAACACAGAAGGCUCUGACUUUGCCUUGUAAAUGAAGACUCCUUUUUAUCUUUAAUCACCACCAAUUAGAGAAAUUAGGAAUGAGUAGUGAGUGCUGGACUAAACCAAUGACACCUACGUACUAUGAAUGAAUCAAAAAAAAUUACAAAGCAUUGUCCCUAGGAGGGGGCCUUGCUUGACAGCAGCAGAGUUGAAUAAAGCUGUUUGGCUGUAUAUUUGAUCAUCCCAGUCACCUGAAGAGCUUGGCUGCAUAAAAUGAUCCCAUUCGUCUUAAAUCAUGAUUAUAAUGAAAUGCAUUCAUGAAGUACUGUUUGGUAAGCUGUACAAGUUAAAUCUAUUGAAGGCUCACAGACUAAGGACUCAAAAUGAAGAAUUUUUUUGAAUAAUACAUCUGAAGGUGCUUUUUGUUUCUAACAGAAUGUUAGGGCUGCAGAAGAUGUGUUCAUAAUAGGCAAUUUAAUUAAUUAUCGAUGUGUCAGUAGAAUCAGGCCAUUUGGCCCACCAAGUCCACACCGCCCCUCAGAAGAACAUUGCAUCCAGACUCACCCCAUACCCAAUCCCUGCAUUUCCCAUGGCCAAUGCACCUAACCUGCACAUCUUUGGACUGCGGGAGGAAACCAGAGCAAACCCUUAUGGGUACAGGAAGAAUGUGCAAACCCCAUACAGUCACCCGAGGGUGGAAUCAAACCUACAACCCUGGCGCUGUGAGGCUGCAGUGCUAACCACUGAGCCAUCAUAAGGGGUGAUUCCUGGUCAGCCAUAUGAUGGAAAAUAUUGGAACUUCAUCAUCAACAUUUUUGGUUGCAAACUACAUUAGAAAUACAGAAAAAUGAAAAGUAAUGGAAUUUGUAAUUUCUCCAUCGAGUUUAUCUACACUGAUGUCAUUUAGAAAGCAACACCACUUUUUGUUUGUUACUAUGGUGGAAGUAAUGUCACUGGACUAGCAACCAGUUGCCCAAGUUCCAGAGCCUUUUGGUUCAAAUCCCACUGUGGUAGUUUGUAGAAUUUAAAUUCAGCUCAUAAAAUCUGGAAUUGAAAGCUAGUCUCAGUAAAAGUGACCAUGAAACUAUCAUUGUUUGCAGUGAAAACCUCUUUGGUUCAUUAGUGCCCUUCAGGGAAGGAAAUCUGAUGUGUUAAAUUGGUCCUUCCUACUGGACUCACAGCAAUGAGGUGAGGUCUUACUGCUCCCUGAAAAGGUUGAGUAAGUCACUGAGUUCAAGGGGCAAUUAUGGAUGAAAACCAAAUACUGACCUUGCUAGUGAUGCAUAAAUUCUUUACAAAGGAGAAAAGAAACACUUUGACCUGCAUUAACUUUCUAUUUAUGUUUGGAUUCUGAUGAGGUUAAUAUAAAAUGCAAAUGCUGACUAGUUUGGAAUACUGUGGUGCUAAGUGUUGUGAAAGUGGGUUAACGGUGACACACCCAAAUCUGCCUAAUAAUGAAAAUAAGAGCCUCCUUUGAGUCAUGUUGGUAAUUCUGAAAUGUAAUGUGUACUUUUUUCACUGGUUGUGACACAUACAAUUGUUCACCAGAACGAUCUCCUAAACAGAUUUGGUGAAAUUGUAGUUAUUUGUAGGCCAUGCUGAGACAAACCAAUGUAAGAACUCAUUGUACAGUGUGAUUUUUAACUUAAAAAUGAGAAAUGAAUGAAUAAAAUAUAAAGUAUAAUCA
Messenger RNA from Hemiscyllium ocellatum (epaulette shark), 4112 nucleotides. RefSeq names its product transmembrane and coiled-coil domain family 3 (gene tmcc3). Bases 68 to 1492 code for a protein of 474 amino acids. Lineage: Eukaryota; Metazoa; Chordata; Chondrichthyes; Orectolobiformes; Hemiscylliidae. The transcript has 4 exons. The record is from RefSeq and is a predicted model, not a curated record. Gene Ontology annotation, cellular component: endomembrane system.